Helobdella robusta is the source of this 1551-nucleotide messenger RNA. RefSeq lists its product as hypothetical. The transcript is spliced from 6 exons. Gene Ontology annotation, biological process: membrane repolarization during action potential; potassium ion transmembrane transport. Gene Ontology annotation, cellular component: membrane. The record is from RefSeq and is a predicted model, not a curated record. NCBI's taxonomy places the organism in Eukaryota, Metazoa, Annelida, Clitellata, Rhynchobdellida, Glossiphoniidae. Gene Ontology annotation, molecular function: inward rectifier potassium channel activity. The coding region runs from base 1 to 1551 and encodes 516 amino acids.
AUGUUGCAAGAUUCAGAAGACACGAUAAACUCCAGCCUACCGUCAAUUUAUAACAAGUUGCAUUCGAGUCCGCGUUGCAUCAUCCUGCAUUACUCUCCCUUCAAAGCUGUUUGGGACUGGAUAACUCUCUUAUUUGUCGUUUACACUGCAUUUCUAACUCCAUAUAUAACAGCAUUUUGUUUGAACAAAGAUUUUUCAAAAUCUCAAUUGAACUUGGACCCAUCGUUAAGAUUGGCAUAUGCGGAAACCAGUUCGGUCGAUCCUCUUGUUAUUGUUGACGUUAUAAUCGAUAUUGUUUUUCUAUUCGAUAUUUUUAUUAAUUUUCGAACAACAUUUUUACUGAACGGAGAUGUAAUAAGUGAUCCUCAGAAAAUAGCUAUAAACUACAUAAAGAGUUGGUUCUUUAUCGAUGCAAUAGCUGCCAUCCCAUUCGAUCUUUUACUGUUUGGUUCAGGAACAAGCAGUACAACAACGAUUGCUGGAAUAUUGAAAAUAUCAAGAUUAAUUCGCUUGGUACGAGUUGCCAAAAAAAUAGAUCAGUUUUCAGAAUAUGGAGCCGCAGUGUUGUUGCUUCUCUUGGCGACAUUUGUCCUCAUAUCCCAUUGGCUGGCUUGCAUAUUUUACGUCAUUGCCUUCAUCGAACGACCAACAUUACAUGCUCCAAUCGGCUGGUUAGAUUAUUUGGCAAAUAUAACUGGUAAGCCAUUUUUGAAGAACGAGACCUUUAGUGGGCCUGAUAUACGGUCCAUCUACAUCACAUCUUUGUAUUUUACGUACACCAUACUGACCAGUGUGGGAUUUGGUAACAUUGCUCCAAUUACAAAUCUGGAAAAAAUUUUCAGCAUUUUUGCUAUGAUGCUUGGAUCUUUGAUGAGUGCAGUUAUAUUUGGAAACGUUUCAUCGAUUAUGCUGAGAAUUUAUCAAGGCAGUGGUGAACAGCAAGAAUUGCAAAUGAGUAUAAAAGAGUUCAUCAGAUUCCACGCGAUACCAAAGUCUCUGGCGAACAGGUUGCUGGAGUCACACGAACAGUCAAGAAACUUUACAAGUGGAAUUGACAUGAAUAGCGUUUUAAAAAGUUUCCCUGACUGCAUGCAAGCAGAUAUUUGUCUACACUUGAACAGAAAGUUACUAAGCAGCAACGAAGCUUUCAGUCAGGCCAGUCCAGGUUGUAUCCGUGCACUUUCAAUGAAAUUCAAAUCCACGCAUGCUCCCCCCGGCGAUACAUUGAUACAUCCAGGAGAUAUCCUCUCAUCAAUUUACUUCAUCGCCAGAGGUUCUAUCGAAAUAAGCAGGAACGGAAACGUUAUCUGUCAACUAAAUAAAGAUGAUAGUUUCGGUCAGAACAUUGGAAGCUCAUAUCUGGAAGAUGGACAAUGGAAGGCCUUGAAGAAAUCAGCAUACAGCGUUAUUAUUUCAUCGUAUUCAGACUUGCACAAGAUAUCAGUUCAGGAUUUACGAAACAUUUUGGACAUGUACCCUGAGUUUUCCCAAAGAUUUCUUGAAAAGUUCCACGUGACUUUCGAUCUGGGAGAGUUGUUAGAUGUGAGUUAG